This is a messenger RNA of Anolis carolinensis (green anole), 779 nucleotides long. It is a transcript of the gene nhp2, whose product is annotated as NHP2 ribonucleoprotein. Gene Ontology annotation, biological process: snRNA pseudouridine synthesis; rRNA pseudouridine synthesis; maturation of LSU-rRNA. Gene Ontology annotation, cellular component: nucleolus; box H/ACA snoRNP complex; cytosolic large ribosomal subunit. Bases 1 to 468 code for a protein of 155 amino acids. Gene Ontology annotation, molecular function: box H/ACA snoRNA binding. The transcript has 4 exons. The record is from RefSeq and is a predicted model, not a curated record. Lineage: Eukaryota; Metazoa; Chordata; Lepidosauria; Squamata; Anolidae.
AUGGGUCGGGCCAGCAAGCGCCAGGAGGCCGAGGAGGAGGCGGCGCCGGAGCCUGAGGCCACCCCGGAGCGCUCUUACCACGAGCUGGUGGAGAACGUCAACACUAUCGCACAGCCCCUGGCCUCCCGCAAGCUCACGCGGAAGCUCUACAAGUGCAUUAAGAAAGCAUCGAAGGUAAAACAGAUUCGGCGUGGAGUGAAAGAGGUCCAGAAAUUCAUCAACAAAGGCGAGAAGGGGAUCACAGUUCUUGCAGGAGACACACUGCCUAUUGAUGUUUACUGCCACAUCCCCAUCAUGUGUGAAGACCGGAAUCUUCCAUAUGUCUACAUCCCCUCCAAAACGGAUUUAGGAGCAGCAGCAGGUUCAAAACGUCCAACUUGUGUUAUCUUGUUCAAAGCUCAUGAAGAAUAUCAGGAAGCCUACGAUGAGUGUUUGGAGGAGGUGGAAGCCCUUCCGCUCCCAUUGUGAGCAGCAUCAACAAAAUAUGUUCAUGGACUGAUUUAAAUUGCAAUUUAAGUUCAUUCCAGUUGAGCUACAGCUACACAGAUUUGGGACAUUUGGACAGGAGAACUUCCCUUGAGUAAAUUACUGCAGCUAAUACUGUCUGCAGUCCAGCAACUCUUGCCUGCUUUAACUGAGUUAUGAAGUGUGUUUCUUACAAAAUGGGACUUACUUUGCAAUGAGAUCUACUGCCUGUUAAGUGGAUAUAUCUGGCUGUAAAGUAAAUCAAUGGCAUUCUUAUUGGAAUAUAAAUGCAAUAAAAUGUUUUUUAAAAAAUC